This is a messenger RNA of Cannabis sativa, 2542 nucleotides long. RefSeq lists its product as uncharacterized. The record is from RefSeq and is a predicted model, not a curated record. Bases 39 to 1964 code for a protein of 641 amino acids. The transcript has 4 exons. NCBI's taxonomy places the organism in Eukaryota, Viridiplantae, Streptophyta, Magnoliopsida, Rosales, Cannabaceae.
AGAGAACAUGUUCUAUGUGGUUAAAACACUAGAAGAAAAUGAGUUAUAUGGGACACCGAAAGUUUUUGCCUACAGGACAUGUAUUUAGGACUUGGAAAAAAGCAUUCGAUGGUAAGCAAGAAUUAGAAAUGCCGCCGUCACCUUUGCAAGGAGAAGAAUUGUUAGAAAAGUUGAAUAAAGUUCAAUUCCACCUUGGAAAGCGAAAAUUGACUUCGAAGAAAAGAAAAGGUCAGCGUGAGAAAAGUGACGUUGCUUCAAGUGAACAUCAGGGGCCAUGGAAAAAGAAGUCAAUAUUUUUUGAGCUCGAAUAUUGGAAGCAUUUGGCGUUGCGUCAUAAUCUAGACGUGAUGCAUAUUGAGAAGAAUGUGUCAGACAGCUUGCUUAAUACCUUGUUCAAUAUUCCCGGGCGGAGUAAAGAUGGAAUUAAAUCUCGCCUAGAUUUGAAAGAAUUAGGAAUACGGGCCAAUUUACACCCACAAGUUGUUGGUGGACGUACAUUUUUACCACCGGCUUGUCAUGCUCUGACUAAAGUAGAAAAACAAUCUUUGUGUAGUUCUAUCUCCAAUGUGAAGGUACCGGAAGGGUACUCCUCAAAUGUCUCUGACUGGGUAGAUAUGAGUAAGUUAAUUUUGAGUGGUCUGAAAUCUCAUGAUCAUCAUAUAUUAAUUCAACACAUUCUACCAGUGAGUAUCCGUUCUGUGUUGCCUAAAAAAGUUCGAUAUGCAAUCACAAGGUUGUGUUUGUUCUUCAAAUCUCUUUGUUGUAAAGUGAUUGAUGUCACAAAGUUAGAGAACCUCGGGUUAGAAAUCGUAGAAGUGUUGUGUUAUUUGGAGCAAUUUUUUCCGCCUUCUUUUUUUGACAUAAUGGUUCACCUAACAGUGCAUUUGGUGAGAGAGGUAAAGUUGUGUGGACCAGUGUACAUGAGGUGGAUGUACCCAUUUGAACGAUACAUGAAAAUCUUAAAGGGUUAUGUGAGAAAUAGAAGUAGGCCCGAGGGUUGUAUUGUUGAAUCAUACAUUGUUGAAGAGACGAUUGAAUUCUGUUCAGACUACUUGUCAGAGGUUACAACUAUUGGCGCUUGUCCUACUCGGGUCAAUAGUGAAAUAAGUAAAGGGAGUAGGGGUGUUUCUGUUUGCGGUGUAAGUCGAGCUGAUCGUGAAGAAGCGCAUCGUCUCGUCUUGCAAAAUAUUGACGAGGUCCAACCAUACAUUGAGGAACAUUUUAAUUGGAUUAAGAGUAAUAAUCCGACUAAGGCAAGGAAUCAAAAAUGGGUACAAGAUGAACAUUAUCGAAAUUUCAGUACAUGGUUAAAAAAAAAGGUAUAUGCUGAAAAUUGUGAAUCCCCAAGCAAUGUAUCCAACACACUGCUUUGCAUAUCACGAGGUCCUUCGUGUGAUGUACUCAAGUACCAAUCGUACUAUAUAAAUAGUACUAAAUUUUGUACCAAAGAUCGUGAUAAAUCUAGAAAAACACAAAAUAGCGGUGUCAUGAUAGUUGCUAGAGCUUUCCAAAUAUCUAGUUCAAAAGAUAAAAACCCAAUUGAAUGUAAUAUGUCUUUUUACGGUGUAAUUCAAGAAAUUUGGGAAUUAGAUUACAGUAGUUUUCAAAUUCCUGUUUUUCUUUGUGAUUGGGUUAGGAGUGAUAAUGGGGUUAAAGACGAUGAACUUGGAUUCAAAUUAGUGGACUUGAAUCGAAUAGGCCACAAGUCUGAUAGGUUUGUAAUGGCGUCUCAAGCCACUCAGGUGUUUUACAUGAGUGACCCAUUAGAUGCACGCUGGUCAGUUGUCAUGACAACGCAAGCAAAAGACUAUGCUAACCAAGAGCAUAAUGGCGAUGAUCUUAUGAUAAGUGAGCAAAUUCAUCAAAUCACUCCACCACCUAUUGAUGUCACCGUUGGGGACGAUGUCGUAUCAUCUCGUGAUGAUGGGGAGGGGUUAUGGGUGAAUGAAACUAUCAAGCCAUGAGUUUUUCAACAUGUGUUGGACUAUUUAUUAUGGAACCAGCACCAAAUGACGAUGAUGAGUGGGCUCAAUAUGAAGAAUCAUUCAUGCCUGAAGAACAUAAUAAUGAAGUUGAAGAACCUAAUAUUGAAGUUGAAGAACCUAAUAUUGAAGUUGAAGAACCCCCACCAAAGCAGAAAAAUACUAGGGGUAGAACCAAAAGACUAGAUAUAACGAGGCUGGCAAGCGAGGGCAAAAAAUUAGAAAUUGAGUACAACAACCUCGGACAACAAUGGGGAAAAGCAGCAACUGAUUUAGUUUCCCGGAUUGGGGUGUGGGUUCGAAUUAACAUACCACUUGUGAAUAAAAAGUGGCCACAAAUUGAUAAGGAGCUGAAGAACAGAUUAUGGAAUGAUGUUAAGCUUAGUGAGAAUGUCUGCGGUCUGAGAUAUUAAAAUCUGUCUGUGGAGAGAGGCUUAGAGAGGCUUAUUAAAAUAUGACUAUAUAUUUAUACCCAUCUAAAAUUUAAAUAUGGUAUGAACUUAUUCAUAUUUUCCAAUAACAAAAAUCAUAUAUAUUAAUAUCAAUCUUUUCAUUAUUUA